Messenger RNA from Zeugodacus cucurbitae (melon fly), 2122 nucleotides. RefSeq lists its product as uncharacterized. Bases 208 to 2031 code for a protein of 607 amino acids. The transcript is spliced from 3 exons. The record is from RefSeq and is a predicted model, not a curated record. NCBI's taxonomy places the organism in Eukaryota, Metazoa, Arthropoda, Insecta, Diptera, Tephritidae.
UUUAAUUUAAUACUAAAUCAAUUUCAAUUAAUGAUGUGAUUAAUACUACAUUAAGUUGAGUAAACAACUCACAACAACGCUCAAGUGAGGUAUACUAUAUUAUAGAGCUAUUGAUAAAUAGUAGAUAACUUGGUAUUUAAUUUAGUAGCACUCCAAUGAUAAAGCCGCGUGGAUCUUCAGGAAAAAUAAUAAUAUUUUCGGCUUAAAAUGAACAUUACAGAGUUGUACUUGAGCUAUCACAGCAAGUCGGGUGAACAGGAUGACGAUGCGAAUCUCGUGGCCGCACACGCGACAAUGCAAGUCAUACACAAUCAUCUGCUACAUAUGGGCACAUUCUUCACGCUCACUUUAUGCUGCCGCAAUCGACACACAUGCAAUUUCUAUAACAAUCUCAUGGAGAAGCUAUUCCAUAUGUGGGGUCUAUCGAUGGUGCGCUUUGUGGUGCUGCAAGAGAACUCAACGCAACGUGUGAUUGGUUCGAGGCGUUAUAAUAUGAUAUUAACGGAUUCAUAUGAGGCAUUUCGUGAGAUUGACGUUGCGUACUACACGCGUAACAACAACUACAACGAGUACUACUAUAUCUUUCUGCAAGUGCGCGACGCCUUUGCGCAGUCCAAUCUCAAGCAGAUUUUUGCUUAUUGUUGGGCGAAUGCGAUGAUUAACUGUAGUGUACAGUUACAGAAUUCACAUGGUGAGAUUACGGUCUACUCUUACUUUCCAUUUACGGAACAAUGUUGCGGUUGCGUGGAACCGGUGCUUAUAAGUCGUUUCAAUGGCACUGAUUUCGUAAAGCCGAUACUAUUUCCACGCAAAUUAAAGAAUUUCCACGGUUGUGUUUUGCGCGCUGCCAUUUGGCAUAUACCACCUUUCGCCUACUUGCAGUCGGAUGAGCGGGGCGUCAGCCAAAUUGUGGGUGGUAUUGAGGGUCAUCUGCUGUUACAGUUGAGUGAAAUAUUGAACUUCACCAUCGAAGUGAAGGUGCCACCGGAUAAUAUAUUUCAAAUAGGUGCGAUCCGAAUGCUACAAGACGGCGAGGUCGAUAUGAGUUUGGGUAGUAUCGGUCAGUCGCCUGCUCUACUCGAAAUCGUCUCAAGCGUCGCCAGCUAUUAUCAGACGCGACAGAUAUUGUGUCUGUCGAAGAACGCUUAUUUUUUGAAUUCGCUUGAGGAGCUCAUAUUUCCUUUCGAUACGACCACUUGGUUAUUGAUUUGGUGCGCCUACCUUCUAUGCUGGGCCUUGUGCUAUCUAUUGACCAAAUAUUGCAGACACUGCUUUGAGCAGAAUGUGCAGCCGCUUUUGAACUACCUCGCUAUAUUACUCGGCAUGCCGACGACACAUACUCCAAUGCGCUAUUAUGGACGUCUACUAUUCCUCACCUGGUUAUGUUUUACACUCUUGAUACGCGCCGUGUACCAGGGUGUGCUGUUCACCUAUGCACAUCAUGAUACGAUUGCACCCAUUCCAACAGAUUUCAGUGAACUUGUUGCGCGCAAUUUCACAACCGUUAUGUCGAAAAUGAAUCGCGAUUUAUUAUCGGAUGUGCUUUUUUUGCAGAGAUUACCAGCGUUUACAACAAAGCGCUUGAACGGCACGAAUGCUUUCGAUUACAUACGGCAUAUCUCGAAGCGAAAUUAUGUUGCAAUUGAACCAGUCGAUUACUUGCAUUACUACGAGAAAGAGCAGAACAAGACGGGCCUUUUUGUAAUGAUGCGCAAAGAUCUCAUGAAUUUUCAAAUCACCAUGUAUUUGGCAAAACACUCGUUUUUGAUUGACCAAUUUGAGGAGGAGAUUUGGUGGAUACGUUCGACGGGUUUGCUAAAGCGCUGGACUCUGGUAGAGUUGGGCGCGCGAAAAAUUGUGGAAGAUACAGAUGCGGUUGAUGUCAUUAUUUUGGAGAAUUAUUAUGCUUUAUUUGCUAUGCUUGGUAUUGGUUUGGCUGUUGCGUUGUUGGUCUUUGGCUUGGAGAUUUUGUCACUUCGUGUUCGGUUUUUGAGAAAACUGUUCUUGAAAAUAGAGUAUUUUCUGGAAUAGAACAUUUCAUGGCUUAUUAAACACCCAGUUAAGACGCUAACAUGUUAUGUAUACACAAAAUAUAAUAUCUAUAAUAAAAGGAAUUAAAAAG